Guillardia theta CCMP2712 is the source of this 363-nucleotide messenger RNA. RefSeq lists its product as hypothetical. The coding region runs from base 1 to 363 and encodes 120 amino acids. The transcript is spliced from 2 exons. The record is from RefSeq and is a predicted model, not a curated record. NCBI's taxonomy places the organism in Eukaryota, Cryptophyceae, Pyrenomonadales, Geminigeraceae.
AUGUGCUCGCAGCUGCAGAUAUGCACAAGGCAGGACUUCUACGUCAAUGUCUACAAGAACGGGAGGAACGCGGAUAACAGGCCCAAGACCAUGCAGGACUUCCUCCUCAGCGCCGACGCCCUCUUUCCCGAGAGCAGCUCGCAGAUCAGCCUCAGCGCCGCGGAUCUCAGCAUGGCCAUCUACGACAACCUUGCAAAGGCCAUCGUCGCGGAGGCCAUGGGAUACCCGGGGCAUCCCGAGUUGCUCAACCUCUCCUACGUCCACCUGCGCAAGCUGAACAAGAUCCUCUACACGGACCCGGUGCCCUACGACGACGGGACCUACCCCACCGACCCGGACCUAGGCGAUCAACUUCAUGCUUAA